UUGACAGCCAAAGCAGCAUUUAAAAUAAUGCAUGAUAAAGUAAACAAAAUUUUCAAACCCACAAAACUUCCACCGUUGGCAAGACUUAGAAGAAUAAAUGUAGAUUCUCCCGCUGAAAUUGAAGAGAGUAACGUCGAAGCAACACCAGAGACGCAAACAAAAGAAAUGGAAGACGCAGAAGAGGCGGAAGGUGUCAUUGUAGCGGAAAUUACUAUCCCCUCUGAUAUAAUAUCUGAUCCAACCGACGUUUUUCUACCAAUAGAUGCGUUACACCUGAGCCAAAUUUCUGUAGACAGUUACAUUGAUACUAUAACAACUGAUCCAGAGAACGGCUUUCUAUCAGAAGAUGCGAUAAACGUCAACCAAAUUACAUUUAAUAAUGAGAUUCGCAGAAUUAUCAACUUUGAUAAUCUGGAAAUGAUAAUUGAUGAAAAUACAGAGAAGGAAACAGAUGAAAAUGAAGAAAACUCCAAUGGAAGCGAGAUUAAUCAGCAAUUGACAAGUCAACAGGAGCUUAUAGCUGCAGAAAACUCGGAAAGAUUAAUCAACUUUGACAAUCUGGGAAUGGUAAUCGGCGAAGAUACAGAGAAGGAAACAGAUGAAAAUGAAGAAAACUCCAAUGGAAGCGAGAUUAAUCAGCAAUUGACAAGUCAACAGGAGCUUAUAGCUGCAGAAAACGGAAAGUAA
Leptopilina boulardi is the source of this 687-nucleotide messenger RNA. RefSeq lists its product as uncharacterized. Lineage: Eukaryota; Metazoa; Arthropoda; Insecta; Hymenoptera; Figitidae. The transcript is spliced from 9 exons. The record is from RefSeq and is a predicted model, not a curated record. Bases 28 to 687 code for a protein of 219 amino acids.